Messenger RNA from Bipolaris oryzae ATCC 44560, 1653 nucleotides. RefSeq lists its product as uncharacterized. Gene Ontology annotation, biological process: phosphoenolpyruvate transmembrane import into Golgi lumen. The record is from RefSeq and is a predicted model, not a curated record. Gene Ontology annotation, molecular function: antiporter activity; phosphoenolpyruvate transmembrane transporter activity. NCBI's taxonomy places the organism in Eukaryota, Fungi, Ascomycota, Dothideomycetes, Pleosporales, Pleosporaceae. The coding region runs from base 1 to 1653 and encodes 550 amino acids. Gene Ontology annotation, cellular component: Golgi apparatus; endoplasmic reticulum. The transcript has 2 exons.
AUGUCGCCCCCAUCGGCGCGGGACCCCAGUCCCAAUGCUACCUUCAAAUUUCCCGCCUUCCAACCCGAUCUCAUGCCUAUGCCCGAGGAAGACCAUGGCUACGGCCUCAGCUCGUCGCGGUCCGCUAGUCCCAACCCUGCAACUCAAAUCAACGGCAGCACGAUGCCCGCAGAUCGGUGGCAGCCACGCAAAGAGGCGAGGUUUGGCGGAAUGAGUACUUCGAUGUCCGGCCCCUCGACCAGACACGGGCGCCAGAAGAGCUUGAGCGAGGCCUUCAAGACCAUACGCACGCGCAAGGGCAGCGUCAGCCAGAAUGCCCACGAGAUUGCCGAUGCGCUCAAGGCACCACUCUCGCCAAAGCUCAUUUUGCUGUGUGCCGCCUGGUACAUGACGUCCAUCUUCACAAACAUGUCCUCCAAGGCCAUUCUUACCGCGCUGCCCAAACCUAUAACCCUCACGACUGUGCAGUUUGCGUUUGUAUCUGGCUGGUGUCUGAUACUCGGCAUGCUGGCCAGGAAGUUUCCUCGCUUGAAACAGACAAUGCCCUUUUUGAAAUAUGGAAUCCGCCCGCCCUCUAGGGAACUGGUCAUGGCUACGCUGCCCCUGACGUGCUUUCAAAUUGGUGGGCAUAUACUGAGCGCGGACGCUACGUCGAGAAUACCAGUCUCGCUCGUGCAUACUAUCAAAGGACUUUCGCCACUCUUGACUGUUAUGGCAUACAGCAUCUUUUUCAAGAUCCAGUACUCGCUACCUACCUAUCUCUCACUGAUACCACUCACUCUGGGUGUGGUUCUAGCGUGCUCGGCGGACUUCAACGCCAACUUCAUCGGCCUGAUUUCCGCUUUCGCCAGCGCGAUCCUCUUCGUCGUGCAGAACAUUGUCUCGAAGCAAAUCUUCAACGAUGCCGCGGCCGCAGAGAAAGACGGGCUCCCGCCCAACCGAUUUACCAAGCCGGACAAGCUCAAUCUGCUCUGCUACUCCUCUGGACUUGCGUUCCUCUUUACCCUCCCGUUGUGGUUGUGGUCCGAGGGCUUCACGCUCAUCUUUGACUUUCUACACGAUGCCUCGAUCGAACUGUCAGAUCACCCCGACGCUUUAGACCAUGGAAGACUAUUCAUCGAGUUUAUCUUCAACGGAACAUUCCACUUUGGACAAAACAUAGUAGCUUUUGUGCUCCUAUCUAUGGUUUCCCCCGUCACGUACUCCGUCGCAAGUCUAAUCAAGCGCGUCUUCGUCAUCGUCUUCGCCAUUGUCUGGUUCGGAAAACCAAUGACUAAAGUACAGGCAUUCGGUUUCGUACUCACCUUCGUCGGCCUGUAUCUCUACGACCGUACGCACGAUUCCGCCAGGGCGGACAAGCGCGCAAAAGCGCUCAAGUCCAAGGACCAUGGUACCUUACUCCCGCUUGCGACUGAUGUCAAGUCUCGAGCGGCAUUCACGGCUAGUCCGACGCCCAUGUCCGGAACGGGAAUGUAUCCUAUGGCAGGCAUUUCCGAGUCGAGGGACGAGAAGAGAGAUGAUAGCCUAGGCGGGUCGCCGUACAGACGAACGUCUGAGCAGAGCGCACAGUGUCUGCCUCCUGGGACAAAGGCAGAAGAAACGUGGCGACCUAACGAUAUGAAUGGCAGUAGAAAGAGUAUAGGCGUUUCAUGA